Chiloscyllium plagiosum (whitespotted bambooshark) is the source of this 4310-nucleotide messenger RNA. RefSeq names its product glutamate receptor interacting protein 1 (gene grip1). Gene Ontology annotation, molecular function: protein binding. The record is from RefSeq and is a predicted model, not a curated record. Gene Ontology annotation, biological process: neurotransmitter receptor transport, endosome to postsynaptic membrane. NCBI's taxonomy places the organism in Eukaryota, Metazoa, Chordata, Chondrichthyes, Orectolobiformes, Hemiscylliidae.
CUGCCUUUGAUGCUGGGUUCAUUCUUAUUCACUGGGUCGCUUAGCAUAUCUAGCUUUUAGUUUAGACGCGCUCACCAGGUACGAAAUGGGCUAAUGAUAUCUGCCCGGCUCCGGAGUUGUGAGUGUUAAGAGACCGAGCGGUGCAGAUUUGUGUAUCAUCCAGCCAGGACUGCUGGCUUGGCGAUAUCUGACCGAUCUCCGAGCGGGAGCGGAAGCUGCUGACUGAAUAUUGACUGGGCGAGCUGAGCAGCUUUCCCUUGCAGGCUUUUGGGGUUACCUUGGGAGAGGCUCGUCUCUGCCAGUGGAAUUGCUAGCAAUACGAGAUGAUUGGUUUGUGACUCCUGUGGGUUGCACAUUUUUUAAAAAAAAACCAGGGGGCAAUUCUUUACUGUUCAGGUUCUAAUUGCCUUUCACCUUUCUGGCGUUUUCCUUUUCCUCAAUGAUCGUUAGACAUUGUUGAAAUACACCGAGCCGCCCAGGCCGCGGUUUUUCUGAAGAGUGCACUGCUUAAAAGGGGAAAAGUGUGAACAGGGAAACUGUGGUGCAGCUUCACACAAGUAAACUCCGCUUCGCCUCCCGGGGAGGCUGGGUUGUGCGAGAAAGCGAGCCCGCACCUUCUCGCCCGUAUUGAUGUGCUGCUGUUGCAUCAAGCAGGUAGCAAUGUGAAUGACAAAGAGCUGCCAGAUGACAAGGAGCUGAGCGGUGCAUCAGCCAAGUGGAAUUAAGCCGUCACUCCCCCGCUGGGAGCCGGCUUGCUUUCCCCGCGCCGUGCGAAGAACAAAGAGACUUCUGCUGCAUUCCCGGGAGCAGAGCUUUGAAUACACUCGGCUGCUAUCAAAAAACAAACAAACAAACCCCUAAGAAUGAUAGCUGUCUCAUUCAAAUGCCGUUGUCAGAUUCUGCGGAGGGCUGCUAAAGAUGAGGGACCAUACGCCAAAUCUACAAACCCAGCAAAAGCUUCCGAAGGCACCUUGGCAGUUAGAAGACAAAGUAUUCCAGAGGAAUUCAAAGGUCAAACUGUAGUUGAGUUGAUGAAGAAGGAAGGCAGUACCCUGGGGCUUACAGUAUCAGGUGGAGUAGACAAGGAAGGGAAACCAAGAGUAUCCAAUCUUCGACCUGGAGGAAUUGCUGCGAGGAGUGAUCAGUUAAAUAUUGGAGACUACAUCAAAUCCGUCAAUGGAAUCAAUUUAACAAAAUUCCGACAUGACGAGAUCAUCAGUCUCCUGAAGAAUGUUGGUGAGAGAGUGGUUCUUGAGGUGGAAUAUGAGCUCCCUCCUGCUUCUACUCAAGGCUCGGGGAUUAUUCUCAAAACUGUGGAAGUGACUUUGCACAAAGAAGGCAAUACCUUUGGAUUUGUGAUUCGAGGAGGAGCCCAUGAAGACAGAAGUAGAUCCCGCCCGAUUGUAAUAACCUAUGUCAGAGCUGGGGGACCAGCUGACAGGGAAGGCACAAUAAAAGUUGGCGACAGGCUGUUGAGUGUUGAUGGAAUACGGUUACAUGGAACAACGCAUACAGAAGCUAUGAGCAUUCUCAAACAAUGUGGACAGGAGGCAACAUUAAUAAUCGAAUAUGAUGUGUCUGUCAUGGAUUCCGUAGCAAAUGCUUCAGGCCCCCUGAUGGUGGAGGUGGCCAAGACCCCUGGUUCAAGCUUGGGCAUUGCUUUAACUACCUCACUGUACUGUAACAAGCAAGUCAUAGUCAUAGACAAAAUAAAGGCUGCCAGCAUUGCAGAUAGAUGUGGCGCUUUGCAUGUUGGAGAUCACAUACUUUCGAUUGAUGGCACCAGCAUGGAGUAUUGCACGUUAGCUGAAGCAACUCAGCUUUUAGCCAGUACCUCUGAACAAGUCAAGCUAGAACUGCUUCCUUACCAUCAAACACGACUGGCUUUGAAGGGACCGGAACACGUCAGGGUUCAAAGGAGCAGCAGACAACUUGCCUGGGAUACUUGUGGAAGCAACAGCAGCAACUUGCUCACCUACCAACCCUAUAACACCUACCACCCUGAUCAAUGUAGGAUGACAGCCUUGAAAUGCCAGCAACCUUCUUCUCAAAACAGUCUUCCUGCUCUGGUGUCGACAUCAUUCUCUCCUACCUCCAUGAGUGCAUAUAGUCUGAGUUCCCUGAAUAUGGGGACCCUACCUCGCAACUUGUAUCCAACAAGCCCACGAGGAACACUAAUGAGAAGAAAAAUGAAAAAGAAAGACUACAAGAGCUCCUUAUCUUUAGCCUCCAGUACGGUUGGUCUUGCAGGCCAGAUUGUUCACACUGAGACAGCAGAAGUAGUCCUGACCAGUGACCCGAUCGUAGGGUUUGGAAUUCAGCUCCAGGGUGGUGUCUUUGCAACAGAGACCUUGUCUUCUCCACCAUUGAUUGCAUAUAUUGAACCUGACAGCCCAGCAGAAAGGUGUGGAAUGCUGCAGGUUGGAGACAGAAUUCUGACAAUCAAUGGAAUCCUCACUGAAGAAAGCACCCUGGAGGAAACCAACCAGCUCCUUCGGGACUGUGCUGGCAACAACAAAGUCACCCUUGAAAUAGAGUUUGACGUCGCAGAAUCUGUUGUACCAAGCAGUGGCACAUUUCAUGUGAAGCUACCAAAGAGGAGUGGUGUGGAGCUUGGCAUCACCAUCAGCUCACCUGCCAGCAGAAAACCAGGAGAUCCACUCAUUAUUUCAGACAUUAAGAAAGGAAGUGUUGCACACAGAACUGGAACAUUGGAGCUGGGAGACAAGCUGCUUGCCAUAGACAGCAUCCGUUUAGAUAACUGCUCCAUGGAAGAUGCAGUUCAGAUCCUUCAUCAGUGCGAGGAACUUGUGAAACUCAAAAUACGGAAAGAUGAAGACAACUCAGAUGAACAAGAGAGCUCUGGGGCAAUCAUUUACACCGUGGAGUUAAAACGUUAUGGUGGUCCGUUAGGAAUUACCAUAUCGGGCACUGAAGAACCUUUUGACCCAAUUGUCAUCUCAAGCCUAACAAAAGGAGGUUUAGCUGAAAGGACUGGUGCAAUCCAUAUUGGAGACAGAAUCUUGGCUAUAAACAGUAGUAGCCUGAAGGGUAAACCCUUAAGUGAGGCUAUCCAUCUCUUACAGAUGGCAGGAGAGACUGUCACACUGAAAAUUAAGAAACAACUUGAUAUGUCCAGUCCUAAAAAAUCAUCAAUUUCUGGACGGCUAAGUGAAUUGAGUGAUGUGGAAGAUGAAAUUCCCACUGUACAGAAGCCAGCCAAGCUUUCUGAGAUGUACUCUGCUACGAUCCCCAGUGUGGACAGUGCAGUGGAAUCCUGGGAUGGGUCAGGCAUAGACACAGGCUAUGGAAGUCAAGGUCCUUCUGGCUAUCAAGCCUCUGGCUACAGUCUUCAUGCACAUGAAUGGAGAAGUGCCAAACUAAGUUUCUCACCUGCCAACAGGCAUCAUAAUAACCUGUAUCAUGAAGCAACAUUGAGUGAUGAUGAAUGGGAUCGACCUACCACUAGUGGAUAUGUAGGUGGUCAUGAUGGCUUAGAAACAGAUCAGGAAGAAAACUUUUGGUCCCAGGCUCUAGAAGAUUUGGAGACCUGUGGUCAAUCAGGAAUCCUGAGAGAAUUGGAGGAACCUAGCUCCUCUUUAAAGAAGGCUGGCAACCAAAACCAACUGAAUUUGAAAAACUUGGCUAUAUUGGCGACAAUCAUGUCUGGGAGCGCACUGAGUCUUAAUCAUGAAAACAGCAUGACACACAGGCCGCUGGGGAGACAGUCCAGCUUCCAAGAGAGAAAUCCUGUCAGGGUUCAUUACACCCAGAAUUCCCGUAGCAACACUCUACCGUCAGAUGGUGGGAGAUCGAAGUUGCUUGCUAUUAGAAAGAUCAAGCAAGAAAUGAAAGAAAUCAUGUCACCAACACCAGUGGAGUUGCACAAGGUAACCCUCUAUAAAGAUUCAGAUAUUGAGGAUUUUGGAUUCAGUGUUUCAGAUGGCCUGCUUGAGAAAGGUGUGUAUGUCAACAACAUUCGCCCAAAUGGACCAGCUGCCCUUGGUGGUGUCAAACCCUACGACAGGUUGUUGCAGGUAAAUCACAUCCGUACGAGAGAUUUUGACUGCUGUCUGGUGGUGCCUCUCAUAGCAGAUUCUGGCAAUAAACUUGAGUUGGUCAUCAGCAGAAACCCACUGGCCUUUCAGGAGGUGCUCUCGGUAGAUCAGACGUUCCAAGCAGGAGAAUGGAGUGAGCAAGACGAAGCUCAUGUUUUCAGGCAGCAGAAGGGAAGACUCGGUAGUACAGACAUACAGGAGAAUACCAAUACAUUGUAGUGCAAUGCAUUCAGUCCAAUAGGCUGAAGUAUU